UCCCGGAGCAACACAUCGAUCCCGCGUCAGCCGCUGUCAGUUGGGCCAACAUGGCGGUGGACUUCACGGCCAUUUUCAAAAUUCUCGUCCUGGGCGACAGCAAUGUGGGCAAGACGUGUAUCGUUCACCGAUUCUGCGACGAGCGCUUCUACGACACGUAUAUAUCCACAAUCGGUAUUGACUUCAAGCAGAAGAUAAUCAACCUGGACGGGGUGCCGGUGAAGCUACAAAUAUGGGACACGGCGGGCCAGGAGCGGUUCCGCACCCUGACCACGGCCUACUACCGCGGAGCCAUGGGCAUUUUAAUUAUGUACGACGUCACAAACAUGGACUCGUUCAACCACCUGUCCUACUGGUUCAGGAAUAUCGAAGAGAACGCGUCACCCGAAGUGGUCAAAGUCCUGGUCGGGAACAAGUGUGACGCGACGCACGCCCGCCAAGUGGAGAAGGACCGGGGAGAGAAGAUGGCGGAGAGCUUCGACAUCCCGUUCUACGAGUGCAGCUGCAAGCAGAACGUCAACAUCCAGGAGGCCUUCGUCACCCUCGCCAGGAAAAUCCGCGAGCAGAGGGAGCAGAGGGUGAUCGUCACUCCACUACCGGGCAAGUUCGAAGACAGCGACCGGCUGCAAUGGGAGAAAGCCGACCUGAACCAGAACAGGCAGCCGCCGUCGGCGCAGUACCGCUGCAACUGCUGAGUGACGCCCUCCGUGAAUUGCAGCCGUUCUUCCCUUGUCGUCAUCGUCGCCGCAGCAGCAGCGUCACCGAUGCCCGACUUAAUUUAUUUCCGCAUCCCCGCCGCCGCCGCCGCCGCCACCGCCUGCUGCGUUUUCCACUGCGUGCUUCGACACGGACCUUGGACUAAACGCAGGGACACGAUGCUGACGCCGAGAGAGGGGAGAGGGCAACACGGAGGAUCGGCUUAUCACUGCGUCGCCCCCCAAGAAGUGCAACGACGCCCUUUCGGUUCCCACACUGGCGCUAUGUGCUACACGCCCCAAGGACUAUCCUGGAAAACAGAGAGAGCUCGGGCCGCGGCACCGCGAAUGCGCGUUCACAUGUGCGCGUUUACGCUUGAAUUUUUUUUUUUAGUUCCGUAAGCGUGGAGAAGGCGGUGCACAUCGUGCCCCCUGUGUAAUAUUGACGAGCUUGUUGUAACGAAACUUUGAAGUAAGGGUGUUCGAAUGGCCAAAUUUCCGUAAUACCGGAGAAUACUGAACGCGGAACCGAAUGUCGAGCUGUGUUCUAUCUCUAAAUGAAGAGAACAAGACAUGGAGUGAAAAUACGAAAUCGAAAAUGUUGUGCUAACAACUAUUCUAUGUGCCUAGAAGUUGAUUCAACUGAGCAGCUUUGAGAUGAGCAAUAAGUUAAACGUUAUAACAUUUCCUGGUUGGCACAAGGGAAACUUUGUGACCACUGGACGAUAUGCAUGUUAUUAUUUUUCCUUUUUUAUUGUUAUUACGCUCUAUAGUCGGCCAUAGUCAAAUAUUUGGAAAAAUUGAACAUCAUAAUCUUGAAUCGAAUGUGCCACGUUUGCAAACAUAAGUAUUCAAUUCGUUUCUGAAAUUUCGGAUAUUUGCGCGCCCUUGCUCUAAAGUGAGAAUCACACGGGAGCUUUCUGACGUAUUUUCUACGUGCCGCUGGCAAGAGUUUGUUUCACGCCAUGACGUCAUACGCGCUGCAAUCGGAAUAAAAAAAGUGUUCCGCGUGGCCGCCGCUAUAAUUGACAACCAAGUAAGACACAAUUAAGUCCUUAUUAUACAAGAACAUACUUAUACACGUUAGUGAAAAAAAUUACUGAUUAUAAUUACAGUUACUUCACUAAACAUGUAAUUGGUUACAGUUACCAAUUACUUCCCCAAGAAAGUAAUUGAGGAAGUACUCAAAAGCAAUCGAUUACAUUUACGUUACUUCCCGCAAAACCUUUUAACAGCGCUGCACAGUCAACGGAAACAGAACGAGCUGGCUUGCAGGCACAAUCAAUGCGUGCUCUGCAGCCGUUCAUACAUUGCAUGGCUUUACUAACAAUUGCUUUUCUAAAGUUUUUCUUUUUUUGUUCAUGAAAACAUUAUCGGCGACCCUGAAAACGCUUGGUGUGCGCGCUGGAAACCUACGGAAAUCGUGCGAACAAGACUGUCCUUAGUCGUUAUCCGAGUACCCUGUGAAGCGCAGCACUUCGCCUUUGCUCGGCUUUGAAAAAGAUGCUCCCGUUUGGGCCAAUGAAAACCUGUAACAAUCGUCCGUAGGUGAUAUUCUGGCGUUAAGGUCCUAAGGGGCGGUCGCUAUUGAGACAUACCAGCACCAGUUCAAUUGGUCGGCCAACAUCUGGUGGAUCGUUAUCAUGAAAAAAAUAUUGAGUUCCAGGGAUUUCCUGUCUGAAUUGGCUAAUGCAUAACCCCCCCCCACACACACACACACACACACACACGCCUUCAACACGGACACAAACACACCAAGUUUGGGAGCGUCAGAAGUACUACAGAUUGAUUUUUAUUUGUUUAUUCGAUGGUACUGGAGAUGCUGCAAACUUUCGUCGCCGGCCUUUGGGCAACAUUUGAUUGUCACAAGAAGGGACGGAAAUGUCAUAAAGUGACAGAGAAGAAAAUACGAAAAUUUUAGCCCGUACACUCUUGACACGUUAAGACACUUGCUAUACAAUGCGUACAAAAAUGUACAGCAUCGUAACGAAGUGUCAAGCAGAAGCACCAGUCACCUGCUCGGUGGACUUUGUAUCUUCUGGCAGAAGUACGCGUGCUUCCGAGGGCAUGUGCGCAUGAAGAGAACUAGACGUCACGUUCUUCCAAACGAAGUCUGCGGUGUGCGUUUCCUCGCUGAACCAUCAGAUCAUGGUUGAAAGGCCUUGGCUGCCUGCUUUAGCCUCUUCCUUUGACGCUUAUCCCACGGACAAGUCUCACGGAACGAAGUUGGCCUUGGCGUUGUGCUCGCAAGAAGCGGAAUGACAGUUUGCGUUAGGCCGCGUAUAACUCCGUAAUCAUUCGGCGCUCUUCACCUCUGGUCACGUCGAGCCUCCUUUGCGGCACAGCAUAUGCAUCAACGUUGUUUACGUGUUCUCAAUAGAUCAUAAUGGACUACACUAUAGGCGCGCUGCUGAGUGUCUGCGCAUGGUCUCUAUCAAGCAUUAUGAUUACAGUGCAGUGGCAUUUAGAAGAUUAAUAGCAGGGGGCGCAAGAAACGAAAUAAUAUAAUAUGUUCAAUAUGUAGGCGAUUGUAUAGACCCAACAUGGAAGGCAUAUGGUUCAGUCGCACUUCAGGAUCAAUGGCUUCCCUCAGGCAAGACUUAUGAAUCGAAAGUGUUCACUCCCGAGGCGUCUUCAGUGAAUGUCGUUGCUUGCAAGACAUUAUAAGGUCUUUGGUUCUUCUGCAUGUACCCAACCGCAGUGCGCGCUGUUAUAGUUUCCUUGACAGCCGAAAGCAAGAUUUCCACCGUUAAACUGCGGGUCGGUCAGCUUGGAAUUCCUAUAGUUACCACCGCGUAGGCAAAGUGGGCGAAAGCGAAGCGAUCACGCACAGAAUCUUACGACCAAGCAAAUGGCAUUGCUUUAUGGCGUAUACGGAAUCAAAUCAGCAGCGCGCAAUAGAGACCCGAUUGCAACGAAAAAUACAAGAAGGCUGCCUUUAGACCGACACGCUUAUUUGUAAGGACUACAACGCCGACGACAUGAAGGGUGACGCACACGCCGUUUUGCGCUAACGUCCACCUUCGUUCGGGCACCGUCGGCAAUUAGUUUGCCGGCCGAAGAAGAACAGUGGAAGUCUGCAGGCUGGAGCUCAGCUCUGGCAGCGCGUUCGGAGCAUAACGCUGCCGCCAUCACCGCUUAGCAAGCCCCACAAAAGUAGCUCAUAACGUUGCGUUCCCGGCUAAAGUAUAAGCAUGGCCAAGUUACUCAAACGGCGGAAAGGUCAAAAUGGACGGAGGGACCGUUGUCGCUGCUCACGCGAGCUGACAACUCUCACCUGAGCUGACAAGUAAUCAACGAGCGACUUGGAGUUCUCGCAAAUAACGCUUAUAACUGGCCUUGUCGUGAUUCCGCAGAAUAGUUGUUGUUGAAAACGUUAUACUUAACCGGAGGAGGCGCAGCUGUGCCACGCGCGAGAUACAACGUGGCGCUGACAAUGUGUACCGUAAAGUUUGUUAUAUACCUGACGUUUUUCGGUGUGGACCACUUCUUGUACAAAGUGUGAUACUGCAUGUUUGCGUACAAUAUGUCUGAAAAAAAAAUAACAAGAAACGAUGUGUUCAGAGAGCCGCGAGCCCAUGUUGAAGACUCCAGCGACGGUGUAUGGAGCGCAUUCGCGGGCACAGGGAAUGCGCUGCGGCCGCGAUAGUCAAAGAUUGUAAAUACGUUUACGAAUCUGUUUACGAUAUUUUGUUGACGAAAUAGGCGAUUCGUGUUUUCCAGGCGCAUAUUCUGCUUUCUUAUGAUACUACACGUAAAAUAAAACUCAAACCGAACUGAGCUUUCGCUACGCUAAAGGUGUUGCUUUGAUAUUGUGCCAAGAGCCCGUAUGAUUAGUCUUUUCCCUAUGGCUGUUUCUUAACAACGAGCGUGGACUGGCGAGGAGACAAGGUGACUUUUAAGCCGGGUUGGCGAGCUUUUACGACGGAGGAGCAAAGCUCCGCCUAUAGCUCAUUACAAUUGCUUUGAAGGAACCGUUUUAAAUAUAGAAGCAGACUAAUACUACGGCCUCUUGCGAAACGCGCUGGCCCUGCAAGGCUUUGUACAGUUGUGAAUUAAGCGGUAGGGCAACUUCUGUUUACCCCGCUGCAUUUGAUGGUGUUCACUGUGACACUAAGCACCACUAAGCGGUGGUGUGUUCGCAGGAAGUUUAAAAUACCCGUAAAAAGAAAACGGUGCUAUUUUGCACUAUGUAGGCGCACAGGUUUUUAUCUUUUUGUGCUAAAACAAGUAGUGAACCUGCCGUAGUAUGCACUGCAUGCUGGAAGGUAUGACAUUGUUAACUGUCAGUUUAUAAUCGCCCUGUAUAUUCAAGGCGAUCCGUGCAUGCAAAAAAAAAAAAGACUUGCCGGAUAAAAUCUUGACUCUUUAUUGCUCCAACGACCAUGCACGAUGCAAGUACUUGAACAUAGCGAAAAUGAACUCGCUUUUUCAUGUCGUAUAAGAAUACUGUUGUUCAUGCCGGGGCUACUUCCACCCUAGUCGAAAACUAAGAACUUUACUAAAUGACUGUACACAAUUCUAUAUCGUGGAAAACUUUGUAUUUACCAUAUGUUUUGUAUUUUUGGGGGCAUAGAAUUUGCAUGUUCCACACUUUGUCUGAUUACAUCAAUUUAGUCUUUUUGCCGUAGACCUAGCGAGUAAAAUCAUUGCUACGGUUGAUCCGGGCGUAAAAAGAACUUGGUGACAGCAUGUCUUUUUCUUAUUUUUUCCCCCUCUGUGUGAUUUAGUUAUUCUGUUUACAACAUUUAUUACUGGCUGUACCAGUGAGCUGAAAUUUAAUGUGAUCUCUCCACUGAAUAAAGAAAUCAAUAUCUGCAACAAUCGAUCGA
This is a messenger RNA of Dermacentor andersoni, 5527 nucleotides long. Its product is annotated as ras-related protein Rab-8A-like. NCBI's taxonomy places the organism in Eukaryota, Metazoa, Arthropoda, Arachnida, Ixodida, Ixodidae. The record is from RefSeq and is a predicted model, not a curated record. Gene Ontology annotation, molecular function: GTP binding; GTPase activity.